AUGGGGAAACGCAAUACACUGCCGUUUCUAUUUCCCAUUCGUUCGCACCCAGUUUUUAUAGUUCUGUCGGUAGCUGUUGCGAUUUUCACUGAUACAUUUCUUUAUGGCUUAUUGAUACCUGUUUUUCCGACGCUCUUGCAAGAACGUGGAUUCGUGGCGGAUAACCAUAUCCAGAUUUUCACUUCCAUUCUCAUAGGAUUGAUGGGCGCAGGAGUAAUAGGAGGAUGCUACAAUUCCAAAGAGCGGAGAUCCUCUCUGUUAGGCGGCCUCGGAUUGCUCCUAUUAUCCACUGUGGCCAUGUGGCUAGCCCAAAAUGUGGCCACACUUUGUAUAGCACGAUUUGUUCAAGGCGUGGCUUCAGCGGCUGUUUGGAGCGUCGGGCUUGCCUUGCUUACGGAUACAGUUGGAGGCGACCAUGUGGCUGAGAUUAUGGGUUGGGUAAACAUUGCGUUCAGCUGCGGUUUUAUGGCUGGGCCAGUUGUUGGUGGUCUGCUGUAUGCUUCUGCUGGUUACCAUGCGGUGUUUGCCAUAGCUUCUGGGCUGCUGGUGGUAGACUUAGUCUAUCGGCUUUUAAUCAUCGAGAAGCGAGAAGCAAGACAGUUGCUCGCGUUGCAAAAUGACGCCGACGAAGAGGGCGCGCGAAGACCCUUGCUUGAAGGGAAUCGCGAACACACAAUCGAACACAAGCGAGAUUCUGCAUACGACAUACUGGUGACCUCAAGGAGGCUUAUGAUAAGUCUAGUCUGUGCCUUUGUCCAGGCACUGCUGGUGGCUUCAAUAGAGGCGACACUGCCAAUUAGGCUGAAGGCAAUAUUUGGCUACGGUUCUGGGCAGUCCGGGCUCAUGUUCAUGACUCUUAUGAUUCCAUCCGUUCUCGCGCCUUUGAUUGGAUAUUUCUGCGGACGCUUUGGUAAUGCGAUCAUCGCCCUCUCCGGUUAUCUCGUAUGUGGAACUGCAGCAAUACUUCUAAGACUCUCAGACCACAACGACACCGAGAGCAAAAUUGUUCUCAUUAUACUUUUAGUAAUGAUUGGGAUUGCGAUGUGUAUGAUUAUGACUCCAGUCCUGACAGAGGUAUUUGCAGCGGUAGAGGAACUGGAAGAGGAAAGUCCAGGGCGAUUCGGCCAAUAUGGUGCAUUUGCACAAGCUUACGCCUUGUUCGAUAUAGCAUAUGCUGGAGGAGCUUUCAUAGGCCCGAUAUUUGCCGGCUUAGUGAUCUCCAAAUUUUCGUGGAAUGUUAUGACUCUGACCCUGGGUAUCCUCAGCUUCUUGACUAGUCUUCUUGUUCUACCCGAGACGAUAGCAAAUUUCAAGCAUCGAAAAAUGGGUGGCGAAGAAGAUGUAACAGAAAGCGUAGAAACAUCGGAGUAG
Molecule: messenger RNA, 1371 nt
Organism: Glarea lozoyensis ATCC 20868
Lineage: Eukaryota; Fungi; Ascomycota; Leotiomycetes; Helotiales; Helotiaceae
Product: MFS general substrate transporter
Exons: 10
Coding region: 1-1371 (456 amino acids)
Biological process (GO): transmembrane transport
Molecular function (GO): transmembrane transporter activity
Source: RefSeq, a predicted model, not a curated record